AUUCAUCCUAAAUGCAGUGAGGGCCAACAGGGCCGCCAGAUCCAGGAGAGAGUCACAGUGUUACGCCUCAGUCUUAACGACUGCGGGCUGUGAUCUCUGCAACAUCUCUGACAACAAGGAGGCAACCCUGUGUUUCUGAGAUUCUGCAUCCUCUGCCUGCGUGUGACAAAUGACAAAACUCUUGAAAUGACUUGUCUGCUGUUUCAAACCGGCUUUCACAUCAAUCCAUGUUUUUACACCCAUAUGGCGAGACUGUCUUUUAAACCUGUAAACCUCCAUCUUUUUUUGUCUAAUCGCAAUUAAAGAAUCACCAGCCUCGACCUCGGGGUUAAUUUAUUGAUGUGCUUUUAAAAUGCAGCUGAUAUCGAUGUAAUUUUUCAUGCAUCAAUUUUACGCAGUUAGUUCCUGUCCCCCCUUUCUUUUUUGUUUGUUGUUGUUGUGGAGGAAUGCGUUACCAGCAGUGUCAGUGCUAGACAAAGCUUGCCUUUGGUGAGGAUCUAAUUUGUAGCGCUUAGUAAUAAAAAAGAAAAGAAAGAGGAGAGAUCAUUUCCAAUCUUGCGCGGUGGGAGGGAAGAUUUGUGCAAUCAGUCAGACAGAAGAAUCAGGAGAGGAAGGAGAAGAAGAAGAGGACGAAAAGUAGGAAAUCUCUGCAACCCCUGGAGUCUCAUUCAGCACCACUCGCUACUGGACAGCGUCAGAGCAGCGGAGAAACGGGAGAUUUGUUCAAACCUCGAGUCUGGGAGUAACACCGCAUCUGCACAGGGCGCUUUAUUUCUCCCCACAACUAACAACACUUACUAAUUCAUACUGGCGUUUUGACUUCCCACCUCUGUCUUCUUUUUUCUUGGAAAACAAACAAACAAACAACAACCAAACAAUCCGUGUGGCGGGUUUGGCCACAGCGUUUAAACAGGAGGCGAGUGCUGACUGGAGCUGGCGCCGCCAAACACAGACGCAGGAAGAAAAAGAAGAAAAAAAAAAACCCAACUGGACGGCAUCAGAGAUCGCAGAAGUUAAUUUUCUCCACUUUAGGCUCACUUAUAUCGGGAGGGCUUAAAGGAGCCUGCUGUGGAACCCACUUGUUCCUCUCGUGACUUUCUGCCUGCUUGAAGGACCAAGAGGAGAACUAAAUGCACCAGAGCGAUUCUGGAGAAGCAGAGAAGAAAGGCUAACUUCCCAUUUUUGUUCUUGCCUUACGAGAACGCUCUCUGUGGACUCCUGUCACAGCUCACCCUGUACUGUUUAGUUACUGCAUGUAGUCACCACUCUCAGGUGCAGGAAAAGAGUGAAACACAAAGAGGAAAGAAGAGAGAGAGAAAGGCUGCAUAAUUAUUAUUACAGAGUUUGUGUCAGAGCUUGAAACCAUGAGAAGAGGCUUCUGAAGACGACUGUGCUCUGAAAAACAUUGCGGCUUACCUUCAGGACAUUUGUACGCGUGUGUGGGUAUAUGUGUGCACACCGCUUUCAUUUUCAAAGGACUUGAAUUUGUAUUUGGAUGCGGAUUUAGCCUUUCAUUAUGACUCUACGAGGAGGUUUUGAGAGAGCGUGGAUUGGCUGCCACAGAGGUGUCUGCUGCUGGGUGUUGCUGCUGGCUUAUUAUUUCUUCAUCGCCUCGGCAGCCAAACCCAAAAUGCCAGGCCACACACACCUCAAUUCAAUACGCAUUGAUGGGGACAUUUCUCUGGGUGGGUUGUUCCCAGUACAUGCAAGGGGAAACGAUGGCAAAGCCUGUGGGGAGCUGAAGAAGGAGAAAGGGAUUCAUAGGCUAGAGGCCAUGUUAUUUGCCCUGGAUCGUAUCAAUAAUGACAAUGAGCUGCUGCCUAAUAUCACUCUGGGGGCACGUAUCCUGGACACCUGCUCCCGGGACACCCAUGCUCUGGAACAGUCACUGACAUUUGUUCAGGCACUGAUUGAGAAAGACUCAACUGAUGUCAAGUGUCUCAGCGGAGGGCCGCCCAUUAUCACUAAGCCUGAGAGAGUGGUGGGAGUGAUUGGUGCAUCUGCCAGCUCUGUGUCAAUCAUGGUAGCCAACAUUUUGCGUCUCUUCAAGAUCCCUCAGGUGAGCUACGCCUCCACGGCUCCCGAGCUGAGUGAUAACACCCGCUAUGACUUCUUCUCCCGGGUGGUGCCCCCAGACACCUACCAGGCCCAGGCCAUGGUGGACAUUGUCAAAGCCAUGCGCUGGAACUACGUCUCCACUGUAGCUUCUGAGGGAAACUAUGGAGAAAGUGGUGUUGAUGCGUUUAUUCAAAAGUCUCGAGAGGACGGUGGUCUGUGCAUUUCCCAGUCGGUGAAAAUACCACGUGAACCAAGAUCUGGAGAGUUUGACAAGAUCAUUCGCAGGCUGAGUGAGAACCCUAAUGCCCGAGUAGUCAUUAUCUUUGCCAAUGAGGAUGACAUCAGGCGGCUCCUUCAAGCAGCUAAGAAGGCCAAUCAAACAGGCCAUUUCAUCUGGGUAGGUUCAGACAGCUGGGGCUCUAAAAUCACCCCAAUACUGAACCAGGAAGAAAUGGCAGAAGGUGCUGUCACCAUCCUACCCAAACGACAGUCCAUCAAAGGUUUUGAUCGCUACUUCAUCAGCCGAACACUAGAGAACAACAGAAGGAAUAUCUGGUUUGCAGAGUUCUGGGAGAAUAACUUCCAAUGCAAGCUUAGUCGGCAUGCUGUGAAGAAAGGAUCUGGCAUCAAGAAAUGCACAAACCAUGAGCGGAUUGGGAAAGAUUCAUCCUACGAACAAGAGGGGAAAGUUCAGUUUGUGAUUGAUGCAGUUUAUGCCAUGGCUCACGCUCUACACAACAUGCACAAAGAUCUCUGUCCUGGAAAAGUCGGCCUCUGUUCCAAGAUGGAUACCAUCAACGGCACGCUGCUGCUCAAGUACAUCCGCAAUGUCAACUUCACAGGAAUCGCUGGCACCCCGGUGGUCUUCAACGUGAAUGGAGAUGCUCCUGGUCGCUAUGAAAUCUACCAAUACCAGAUCACAAAUAACACCACAGAAUACAAGAUCAUUGGUCACUGGACAGAUCAGCUCCACUUAGACACCAAUGAGAUGCAGUGGCCUGGUGGAACACAAGAAGUACCCUCCUCUAUAUGCAGCCAACCCUGCCGUCCUGGGCAACGCAAGAAGAUAGUGAAGGGAAUUCCAUGUUGUUGGCACUGCGAGAAUUGUGAUGGUUACCAGUAUCAGGCAGACACUUACACCUGCAAGAUGUGCCGCUUUGAUUUGCGGCCUAAUGGGAACCACACUGGCUGCGAUCCCAUUCCCAUUGUCAAGCUGGAGUGGAGUUCCCCAUGGGCAGUCAUCCCUGUUCUCAUUGCUGUCCUGGGCAUCAUGGCCACUCUGUUUGUGGUCGUCAGCUUUAUACGCUACAAUGACACACCCAUUGUCAAGGCAUCAGGUCGAGAACUGAGCUACGUGCUGCUGACGGGUAUCUUUCUGUGCUAUGCUACAACAUUCCUCAUGAUCUCCACUCCUGAUGUGGUUAUAUGCUCCCUGCGAAGGAUUUUCCUGGGCCUGGGUAUGAGUAUAAGCUAUGCAGCACUGCUUACCAAGACAAAUCGGAUCUACAGGAUUUUUGAGCAGGGCAAGAUGUCGGUCAGUGCCCCUCGAUUCAUCUCCCCAGCCUCUCAGUUAGUCAUCACAUUCAGCCUGAUAUCACUGCAGCUCCUUGGAGUGUGCAUCUGGUUUGGUGUUGACCCAUCACAAGCCAUCAUCGACUAUGAGGACCAGCGUACAGCCAAUCCUAAAAUGGCCCGUGGUGUUCUGAAAUGUGAUAUAUCAGACCUGUCCCUCAUCUGUCUGCUGGGUUAUAGCAUGCUGCUGAUGGUCACCUGCACAGUUUACGCCAUCAAGACCAGAGGGGUUCCCGAGACAUUCAACGAGGCCAAGCCCAUCGGCUUCACCAUGUACACCACCUGCAUUGUAUGGCUUGCCUUCAUCCCCAUCUUCUUUGGGACCUCACAAUCAGCAGAAAAGAUGUAUAUCCAGACCACAACCCUGACCAUCUCUGUAAGCCUCAGUGCGUCAGUCUCUCUGGGAAUGCUCUACAUGCCUAAGGUCUACGUGGUUCUCUUCCAUCCAGAGCAGAACGUACCCAAGCGCAAGCGCAGCCUGAAGGCUGUGGUCACUGCAGCCACCAUGUCCAACAAGUUCAACCCCAAAGGCGGCCUGAGGCCCAAUGGAGAGGCCAAGUCUGAACUCUGUGAAAGUCUUGAAACACAAGACUGUGUUGAGGGUGGGGAGCCUUGUGAGGGACUUUAGACUCUCAGUGUUGGCCUCCAAGCAGACAUACAUAAGCUACAGUAACCAUGCCAUCUAAGCCAGAGACGAACUGUGGAACCGGAGCAAGGGCCUGCCUGAGGAGAAAUCACCUGGUUCUGGGAAAUACUGGGGAAACACUGGAGGAUUUCCAAGCUGCUACAGCAGAGAGGACUGGGGUGGAAAGAUGGGAAUUUGUCACUCCAUAAAUAUAAAGGAUGUCAUAUUUUUCUAGAGAAUCAGGUAAAGGCUUGAAUGCCAAAUUUAUGAGAAAUUAGUAGAUUUGCAGGAAGGAGAUGGGAGAUGUAAGGGAGACUGGACAGUUAAUUUUCCUCUUCCCACCCUUUAUGAGACAAGUGAGCAUUGAGUAGUGACGUUUCCAGAUGCAGGCUGAGUGAACAAACUGGAGACUACAGUAUGUUUUUCUUCUGAAGUGUAUAGCACACAAAUUCAGUUCUCUCUGAGGCUGAAUCGUUUCAUUUCAACAAAAACAGGGGAAAAAGUGUUUUGUUUUUACUCAAGUCAAAUGCAGUUGACAAGAUGAAAUAGUAUAAAAAUAUAGUCAUUAUUUUUGGUUACAGGUAUUAUUGGGGUUGAAAGCUGCAGUACUCUUUAAACUGUACAUGCCUUACUAGAGUACAUUCAGUAUUCCUACAUGAACUAACCAUAUCUGAAACACCGGAAAAUAAAAGCAGUGGGUCAUCCCAGUUUUUUUUUUUUUUUAAAUGUUUCAUAAUAAUGAUGAUGAUGUCCUCAUCUUAGCAAACCUAGUGUACAGUCCCAGAGCAUGCUUGUGGGAGCAUCACGUGUACUGUGCUGUGUUGUCAACGUCUAUGGAAUGCAACAUUUGUCAUGGUCAUUCACAAUGGAGAUGUCAUUUUGGACCAUUACCCACUGGGUUACCCUCUGCUAAAUAAAGAGCAAUUUCAAACACAAAAGGAGCAAAACUAAAAACAAAUAGCCAUGGAAUACCUUUAAAGUUUUCACCACACUCCAUAAAUGUCAGCCAGGACUUAAGAGACUUGUCGAUGCAUCCCAGAUUUAUUGGCCCUUAUUUAUCAUGCGCUUGUUGACAGCAGUUGGAUGAUUGUGAGAAAUUCAAGUUGCCCCAUUUGUUAAACUUCCAUCCCAGCCAACAUUAAAGUUACAAUUCUUGAGAUAAUAAUAAUAAUACACUUGCAUUUAGUGUUUCCUCAAACAAGUGACACUUUCCACCAUUAUUUUCGUAUUAUCUUGUUUUUUCUGUAUUUGUGUAUUUCUAUGUUUAGAGAUAUAGUAUAUAAAAUAUAAUCUUAAUUUUUAUAGCAGUGAACCUAGGGGCAGAAUAUACCGUUAUUCUAAAUGCUUGAUUUUUGAAGGAAUAAAACAACACAUCAGGCUUUUGUCAUACCAGAUAUAUUAUCUUUAAAGCUUGAUGGUACAGUAUGAUAGAUUGCAUAGGACAGUAUUACAUGGGGACCACCUAUGAUUUGUGAUAGAUAAUCAUGUAAUCUGUGUUCCUUCUAGGCUACAAUGGAAAUGAUUAAUGAGAGUUUUAAAAGUAUUUUGGGUACAAAAUAAGGCUCAUGUAGCUACUCAGCAUGAAGACCCAUUUGGAGAAGGUGCAAGCUCAGUUCCACCAAACAGCCAAAAUGUUCGAAGAUAAUUAGGUGGAUGAAAUGCAUAUCAUUUCCUAAGGAGUGUUUUACCUUUCAACAGGCUCAGUAUGAUCUUUUGAGGGUUAACACUAUAUUAUGUUCUGUUUAAACAUUCUCGACAAUCCUUGGGAAUAGUAUUUUGAUUAUUAUUUUGCAUACAUAAUUGGUCAUUUAUUUUCACAUAUAAAUACAUGAAACAGUCACUUCAUUUAGCCAAAGCGGACUUUGUUACAGUAAACCUGCAUUAAGUGAAAUGGUCACUCAUAGUGUGGAUCCCACUGAGAAUUAACACUAAAGUCUGCAGCUCUAUGCAGCUUUUAGCUUCAUUUAGCGUAUUGUUUGGGUUUUUUGGCCAACAUAUAAACUGUAGGGUUGAGUUUUUAAGGCUCUCAUCAACCCCCUGAUAUAAAAGUAUAGACACUAAUUUCCAGGAAACACACUCAGACACAAUGACUGGACUCCACCUUCCCAUGAAACAGCAGAGAAAAUUAAGUAAACCAGUGACUGGAAAUGAAAGUUUAGCAUUUAGUGACCCUGAGAACAGAGCUAGGCCAGUGAAUAUUAGACUUACGUUCGUCAGGUGGUCAGAAGCAUGACACCAAGAGGAUACCCAUGUUGUUCUGUGUAUGAGGGAUGUUCAAUUAGAAAGUUGUUUGCUAACUUGUUAAUGUUUGUUUUAGAGCCUUUCUCCCCCCCAUAGUGGUCAAAAAUCGUUUAAUGCGUCUUUAAAUUUCUAUGGAGUUGAUAAUCACGUCUCCUUCUGUCUAACAUACAUUCAUUGAUUUUCACAGUUAUAUUGACAACCUCUCAUUUUUUAAUUAAAAGGGGGGAUGUAUAGCUGCUUGAUAAAUAAGGGCCAGUGCCUUCAUUCUGUGCCUCAUAGCCAUUAAACUACUCCUGCCAUUCUUUCCAUAGAUCCUUCAUGGUGUUGUUUGCGUUGCAUCCAUUACCUUUGAGGUGUAUUCUGUUCAAACACAAGGAAGAGUACUCAAUGUACAAUUUAUAAUUAGGUGUGUAAACUCCAUUUCUGUCUCCAGUCUCUAAAGUAUUUGUUAUAAACAGUAACUCUGGAAUUUGUCUCAUUAAAUGUUAUCCUCAGCAAUGCAAAAAUAUGUAUGUUGCAUGUCAAAACUCAUAACAAGUCAUGUGAACAAUCUGAGAGAACAGUGUAAUGUCCAGAAGGAAAACUACUGCAGAGGAUUAUAAAUAACUAAUAUUUUGGUUUAAUCAAUGACUCCCUCAGCUCUCAGCUUCAACAAAAGUGUAGGGUGUUGCAGCAAAUGUUGUUUUAAGUAUUGUUUGUGGGAUUGUUUGUGUUUGUGGAACCCCCCCCCCUAUUUUUCUAAAACACUUGUCUGUAUUACAAAAUAGAAUAUGUAAGUGCUGACUGAAAUUAAAUGGCAAGUUAAUGUACGUUAUUAAAAUGGAUUGAUCAUGUCUGCUUUAUGUACUGAAUUAUUUAAAAAAGAAAGAUAAAAAAGAAUUACAGUGCCUGGAUAUUUAUGAAUUAUCUAUAGAAAAAAUAAAAAUGUGUAGAGCAUGUUCAUUUUUAUACAAGAUAUUUCUAAUAAAAGACUGUUUUGCUAGUAAA
Molecule: messenger RNA, 7483 nt
Organism: Siniperca chuatsi (mandarin fish)
Lineage: Eukaryota; Metazoa; Chordata; Actinopteri; Centrarchiformes; Sinipercidae
Product: metabotropic glutamate receptor 4-like
Exons: 12
Coding region: 1517-4258 (913 amino acids)
Biological process (GO): regulation of synaptic transmission, glutamatergic; G protein-coupled glutamate receptor signaling pathway
Cellular component (GO): membrane
Molecular function (GO): adenylate cyclase inhibiting G protein-coupled glutamate receptor activity
Source: RefSeq, a predicted model, not a curated record